AUGAUCAUAAUCAUUCUGGUCGAUCUUUUGACCCUGACAGCGGCGCAAUCAGUCACCGAGUCCAUGAUCUUGGAUCCUACUAACUGCUUGAAUACCGUUGUUACAAUGAGCAGCUGUACCUCGAUGCUCGAUAAGCAAAAGUCGUGUGCCCAUAUAGACAACCCGAGCUCACAGGCGGACUGUUACUGUCAGCAGAGCGUGUUGAAUUAUAUGGCAGGCUGCCACCAGCAAAUGUGGGACUGCUUCCCCAACUCAAUGAUCGACGGCCUCUUCGAAGGAACCACCGGAUUCUACUACAGCUGGUCUACAGUGUGUCAAGAAGUGCUUACAUUCUCGCCAACAACGAUGGUCGUCACAAAACCACCAGCAUACGACCAAGAGGACUGUCUCAGCUAUGUAUUGGAUUGCGACAGCUUAACAGUGGCCAUGACCUCGUGCAAUUCGGCGUACAAUACGCCAGGCACAGAUCUCAACAGCUGUCUCUGCAACGAGGACAUGCUGUAUUGGGGGUCGCGAUGCGACAUUGAUGCCAACCAAAGCUGUCUGAGGAAAACCUUGGAUCCAACGGCUGUUUAUUCGAAUCGAUACUGUGGAAGAACUGCCCAGUCGGGACCAGCAAGUCGCACGUCUCCUGCUUCGAGCAGCACAGUCUCGCGUCUAGAACCAACAAGCUCAUAUGUUCCGCCGGCGCCCUCGUCAGUGGCAGGUGCUGGAGCUGCGGCAACAUCCGGACCGACAGGUAGUGGGGUGGCUCGACAGGCAGUGGACAGAAGCUCUGCGACAGCAGCAUUUGCUCUUGUUGUUGCAGUAUUCUUUGCCUAG
Molecule: messenger RNA, 822 nt
Organism: Alternaria alternata
Lineage: Eukaryota; Fungi; Ascomycota; Dothideomycetes; Pleosporales; Pleosporaceae
Exons: 2
Coding region: 1-822 (273 amino acids)
Source: RefSeq, a predicted model, not a curated record